CUGUCCAUGAAAGAUAAGUCACGGACACCAUUUGGCAAGCUGAAAGACAAGCUAAAGGGGAAACGAGGCAAUGGAUUGCCAGACACAGCUUCAGCUAUUGUUCCUAGCAUUAGUCACUCCCCGGCUGACAGCGAGGAAGAGCAUAACAUAACAUCAAAGAUCUUGGAUAACCAAAAUGAAGCCGAUAUAAAGAAAUAUGAUCCUUCAGAUCCCGCCUACGCUUAUGGCCAGCUGACACACAGCGAGCUGAUCCAGCUGGUCUUGAAGCAGAAAGAUGUGAUUGCAAAGCGAGAUCAGCAGGUGCGGGAGCUGGAAGACUACAUUGAUAACUUGCUUGUCCGAGUGAUGGAGGAAACCCCGAACAUUCUUGAUUGUUGUGGGCCUGCUCUUAGUAUGACAUCAUCAGAUAUCACCCAUAGAUUUUGACGUUUCCUGAAUGGUGCACUGUUAAUGGCUCUUGAUACUGUACAAUCUCAUUUGCAAACACCAAAGAAUAGGAACAGCUAAGUGGUUCCUGUAGUUUAUUCCUCAUUUGACAUGGCAAUAUUUAUGCAAUGAGAGCCCUAAGUUUGGAGAUUGGUAGAAAAAUUAAUACUGUCAUGUUUGAAUAUAAGACUUGGACUGUGAGCUUGGACUCCAUGUUCCUGUUGUCCUACAUGGAGUGUGGUGCUUGUUGAAUAGAUUUGUCUAUCUUCUUGCAUAGUGCUAAUUCUCUUGAUGAAAUCCUCCGGCUGAUGCUGUCACCUUGCCUCAACUAGGUCAAUGAUUUCAGGUGAUUGAAAGGGGAGGAACUCUUGUCUACCAUAUCUAAAAUCUUCAGGGCCUGUGGUGUUUUCACAUAUCUGUGGCUCCAUAAUAGCUGGGGCAUAAAGUCUGUAA
This is a messenger RNA of Podarcis muralis (Common wall lizard), 879 nucleotides long. NCBI's taxonomy places the organism in Eukaryota, Metazoa, Chordata, Lepidosauria, Squamata, Lacertidae. The record is from RefSeq and is a predicted model, not a curated record.